UUACAUCCUCAAAAGUCCAAAGAUAACAACAGCACAACAGUUAAUUAUGUAUGUCGACCCAUUUUGACGACCUUUCAAUCGAACAAACUCCGAAGCUGUCAAAGAAAAAAGCAUGUCGAUUUAUACUUGUGGCUCAGAGAAUAUCUAAGCAAUUUCUAUGCCAUUUAUGGCAUAAUACAUAGUUUGUCAUCAUUGAUCUCUGCAAAACCAAUCUAGAAGAGUUAUCCUGCUCCUAUAUAACUACCCUGAGGCUUUAAACAGAUCCCCUUUAUGAACCCUUUUUUAUCUGUAUAACAUAUCCAACCUUGACAGAAAAACCCUGUUUUUUUUUUUUCCUUCUUCAAGGCUUUCACUAAUAUCCUUGUUUCAAGGAUUCUGUGAGUUUUCUGGUUUCAAUUUGAGGUUUCUUUGCAGCUUCUGAUUUGUUGUAACUGCAUAAUUGAAUCCAGACCAUGUGUGUCAAACUAGCAUCAUAGUAUGUUUGGAUUAGUUUCCCAGAACUAAUUCCGUUAUCCAGAAAUUGCUCACAGAAGCUUCUCCUCGUAAGGACGGAAAACCAUUUGUUAGGGACCAUUUUCGCGCGAAAAGGUUAUAAGUGAGGGACCAAAAGUGCAGUUUAAUUGAUUUUUGAUCAAUGGUUUCUUCUGUGUUUACCCUUAUCUGCUUUCUUCAUUCUGCAAUAGCUCUUAGUUGCGGAGCUAUGAUGAUAUUCUACUCCAAAGAGAUCACAGUGUUUGGCCGUGGACCGGAGACUGCAAGCAAGCUUCAAGGUUCAACGUCGCAUGAUCAGCUACUGAUUAAGACCUCUGAUUCGUUCUCCGGCCUGCUGUUGUUCGCAAUUGGGAUCCUUUUGGUUAUGGUUUCCUUGGUUAAGGAUAGGGAUUUUCAGAGCUUCUUCGCCAAAGGGUGUGUGCUUCUUCACGUUUCCAUGGCAGUGUGGAGAUUCUUCUUUGAGAGGAAGAUUGAAGAUCUUGCUAGUGACUGGCCUAGGCAUGCUGUUGGGAACAUUGCAUUGGCAGUUUCAUGGGUCUUCUUUCUUGUGUUCUCAUGGAGAGAGAAGUAUGAUUGAUUUGGGUUUCAAUGGCAUGUGAAGACUCAAAAUCUCAGGAUAACCAUUGUAUGAGUUCUGGUAAGAGAGGAUGUUAUAGCUUGUUGGGUCAAAUUCCUGGUUCUGUGCUGCAUAGAUUCUGUGGAUGGGUGUGAGAUUGUUUAGGAUCUUGGUUGGCAACUUAACUGCUUCAAGUUCAACUGCAAAUCAAUGUUUGAUUUUCAGUUAAAACAUUUAGUUGGAAUUGUGAUUUUCAUUCAAUGCACGAAUGUCCUUUCAUAUUCACCGUAUGGAAAUCCAAAUUUAAGGGCUUUGGGGUCCUAAAAAAUGUUGAAGUAUUCUUUUCUUAAGGCUUUAUGUGUGUGAAAGUAUAAGUUGUCAAUUUUUCAGCAUUACAUCCAUAACAUUUAUGUAUGUUUUUGUGGCAUAUUGUUGCAUUUGAUCAAUGUGGAGGUAGCAUCCAUAUGUAAGAAAAAUUCCACUUUUUUAAAGUUGAGAUAUGACAGCAAGGAAAGAUUUAUACGGAUUCUAUAUUUAUAGUAA
Messenger RNA from Lotus japonicus, 1591 nucleotides. RefSeq lists its product as uncharacterized. Bases 635 to 1069 code for a protein of 144 amino acids. The record is from RefSeq and is a predicted model, not a curated record. The transcript has a single exon. Lineage: Eukaryota; Viridiplantae; Streptophyta; Magnoliopsida; Fabales; Fabaceae.